AUGGGAGACAAAGUAGGGAAGGAGAAGAAGACUGCCAAUGGCGGGGAUACGAAGGAAGAUUAUUCGGAGAAGAUCAUUCUCAAUACGCAUUGUGAGAAAUGUGCCUCCAAAAUCAAACGAAAAGCAAAAAAUUGCCAAGGAGUGGAGAGUGUGGAGGUGGACAAGGCUAACAACAGAUUGACGAUCGUCGGGCACUUCAAAGCAUCGGCGCUCCUACUUCAUUUGGAGGCUGAAUCUCAUCAGAAGCUCGAGAUCGUCUCAAUCCAACCAAGCUCAAAGAAGGCUUCCACCGUGGUGAUCAAAAUACGUAUGGACUGCGAUGGCUGCAUUAAACGAGUGAAGAAGGCUAUUCUGAGGAUUAUAGGAGUGGAAGAGAUAAAUGUCAAUGCUGAAGAGGAUCUGGUGACCGUCGUAGGGGUCAUGAAAGUGGAUUUACUCUCAUCGUACCUCAAGAAAGAGAUCAACCGAAGCGUUGCGAUUGUUUCGGAAACUACUGGGGGAGGCAGCGGAGAAGGCGUCAGUGACGGAGUCAGAGCCGCCGCUAGCGGUGAAGGUGGCGGUUUUCCCCUCAGCAGUGGCACAGAUGGUGGCGGAGCCAGUAGUAGAGCCGGCGGCAGAGGCUGCGGAGCAGCCGACAGCAGCGACGAAGCCGGGGCCAUCAUCAACAACGGUGGAGUAGCCGGCAACAGUUCUGGCGCCAUCUUCGGUGGUAACGGCUGUGCCGUCGCCGUCGGCAGCGGAAAGAAGGUUAAGGCCGGCGGAGAGAAGCCAAAGGAGGCGGAAGGCAUUUGCGUAGGUGAAAACAAAGAGGAGGCAGGCGGCAGUGGCGAGAAGAAGAAGGAGAAGGCGAGUGGUGGGGUUGGUGACAAGAAAGAUGAGAAAGACUGCGGCUGCGAGAAGGAGGAGUGUGGUGGCGUUGGCGAGAUAAAAGAGAAGGGAGGUGCCGCCAGCGAGAAAAAGAAGGAGAGGGUGGGAUUUGUCGGUAGUGAGAAGAAAGACGAGGGAGGAGCUGACGGCGAGAAGAAAAAGGAGAAGGGUGGUGGUAGAGGUGAGAUGAAAGAAAUGGGAGGUGAGGGUGGUGUCGCCAAUGGCAGAAACAGUUCAUUCGCCGGCGGGAGCGGCGGCGGUGGAAACAAAUCCGGAGGUGGAGGUGGAGGAGGAGGCGGUGGCGUAACCCGACGUAACAUCAGUGCACUCGCCGGCGGGAGCGGCAGUAUUUUUCACAGAGCCGGCGGUGGAGUUGUAGGUGGCGGCGGCUACAAGACGAAUGAGGAGGAGGAAGAGAGCGAUGAUGAGGACGAGGAGGGAGACAGCGACGGAGAGAAGAACAAGGAGGAGGGAAGUGGCGGUGGUGAGAAGAAAGAGGUAGGAGGCGGGGGAGAGAAGAAGAAGGAGAGUGGCUGGCUUGGCGGCGGUAGUGAGAAGAAAGACGAGGGUGUCGCCGGCGGCGAGAAAAAGAAAGCGAGGAUGGGUGGUAGAGAUGGUGAGAAGAAAGAGGAGACCCUCGGCGAGAAGAAGAGGGUGGGUCGUGGCGUUGGUGAGAUGGAAGAAGAGGAAUGUGCCGGCGGCGAGAAGAAGAAGGAUGGCGGUGGUGGUGGUGAGAAGAAAAAAGAGGGAAGCGGCAGCAGCGAGAAGAAGGAGAAGUGGGGCGCUGGCGGAGAAGAAGGCAGAGUAAAGAAAGAAGAGGCAGCGAAGGUGUUGGCAAAGAAGACGUUGGCUCCGCCGGUUGUGGUGGAGAUGAAUAAGAUGGGUCUCCGCCG
Molecule: messenger RNA, 1760 nt
Organism: Dendrobium catenatum
Lineage: Eukaryota; Viridiplantae; Streptophyta; Magnoliopsida; Asparagales; Orchidaceae
Product: loricrin-like
Exons: 5
Molecular function (GO): metal ion binding
Source: RefSeq, a predicted model, not a curated record